Messenger RNA from Aspergillus niger, 426 nucleotides. RefSeq lists its product as hypothetical. The transcript has 2 exons. NCBI's taxonomy places the organism in Eukaryota, Fungi, Ascomycota, Eurotiomycetes, Eurotiales, Aspergillaceae. The record is from RefSeq and is a predicted model, not a curated record. The coding region runs from base 1 to 426 and encodes 141 amino acids.
AUGGCCCGCCAGUCAGAGCGUGCGUGUGUCGCUGACCAUGACUAUGGCCGAGCGGGACUUGACAUGAACUUGAUUAUCUGUUGUAGCACAGGUAGAGCUGACAAUAACAUUGACAGUGCUAUUGUUUUUCUAAUCCCUUGCAUUCAUCCAGCCAAUACCACAACCACGAUGUUCAUGCAGGAAGAUAGGUACAUCGUACUCCUCGCAGGGGACCAUGCAUCGUUCCAACAGGAAGAGGUUCCCACGCCGCGGUCUCUGGAGGAGCCGCCUGCAUUGGUGGCGCCAAAAAUUGCACAUCGAAGCAGCAUCAGUUCUGCCGGCAGCUGGUCACUUUCCUUAAUGGGCAUAUUGCAGUGCGCAAAGCAUCAUGAUUGGAUGAAUUGCCAGCAGGGGAUGAUGCACGGUACCCAAUUAGAGGCCGGCUGA